Paramecium octaurelia is the source of this 825-nucleotide messenger RNA. The record is from the annotation of a GenBank genome assembly. NCBI's taxonomy places the organism in Eukaryota, Ciliophora, Oligohymenophorea, Peniculida, Parameciidae.
AUGAUUAAAAUUUUAAGAAGUCUUCGCUAAAUAAAUCAUAAAUAAUCUUAUGGCCUAUUUGGAUGGUUCAAAAAAAAGGAGGAUAAGGUCGAUGAUUCAGCUUAUGAUCCUGAGACUUGGAAACAAUUGCAACCUGCCUUCAAUAAAGUAAAGGAGGAAAAUUAAAAUAAACCAAAACUAUUGCCAAUCAAAAAGAAAUAAUAUUCUGAUAAAUUAACUGUUGUAAUGGAAUUAGAUGAAGUCCUUGUAUAUUCCUUUGUUCCAGACCCAAAAGAUAUGUUCAUGAAUGCACCCUUGAGACAAUAUGAUUUUUACAUUGAUCUGCCCGAAUUCGAUAAUUUUGUUCAUGUGUAUAAGAGGGAAUAGUUGGAUGAAUUUUUAGAAUACUUCCUCAAUCAAACUGAACCAGUUAUUUGGUCAAAAGGGUCAAGGAUUUAUGUUGAAAGAGUCCUAGAAAAACUAUGUCCAUAAUUUCCUAAAGAUCACAUCUUUUGCCAGGAACAAUGCAAUCUAGUUGAGGAAGAUGACUUAGAAGACUAUUUUAAAGAUAUCGAUCUUUUAGGCAGAGACAGAAAGAAAGUAGUCUACGUCGAUGCCAAACCAUUAAGUUUUUGGACUACAGGAGAUAACUGUAUUCUCUUUGUUUGAUUUAUGAUAGCAAUUCCUGUUAGAAUGUUUGUGGCAGAUAACACAGACACUAAAGAUGACUUAUAAAAAUUGAUGAACAUACUUGAGAGGUUGAAGUAGGAAAAUGAUGUGAGAGAUUACUUGAAGAAGAUCUAUAAAGUAGAAGAAACACUUAGAGAAACUAAAUUUAUUGAGUGA